Messenger RNA from Guyanagaster necrorhizus, 255 nucleotides. RefSeq lists its product as uncharacterized. The record is from RefSeq and is a predicted model, not a curated record. NCBI's taxonomy places the organism in Eukaryota, Fungi, Basidiomycota, Agaricomycetes, Agaricales, Physalacriaceae. The transcript has 2 exons. The coding region runs from base 1 to 255 and encodes 84 amino acids.
AUGAGUUUUGACAAAUCUAAUGAAUACUACACAAUGCCUAGUGGCUCACAUCAGGAGAAUGGUCAAGAAGAAGAGAGAGAACAGUGCUCCUCUCAACCCAGAAACUGGGACCUUAGCAUUCCAAGACGACAUGGAAUCCUUAUAUCCAAUGCUGUCCCCAACCACAAGGAUGAGGACCUCCUGGAGGAUUUCUUCUGGAAGUCCCCCUCCCCCUCUUCUGCCUCUCAUAUCCAUGGGAUUGCCAACCAUACCUGA